CGGCAGCAGAGCUUACGCUCCAACCAUCAAUGUUAGACCAGAGGAAGAGAGUCCGAGUAAGAGAGCAGACUUCGAGAGAGUGACCGGAGCGGACCGCCACUGGAUGUGGGAGUCUGGGGCCGGCCUACGGUGGAUCUUUGCCGGCCACGGUGUGAAUGGGAUUACACCGGUUGUUCCGCGUCUCCUGUCGGUGCUGCUGCUGCUGCUGCUGGAGGAACCAUGCGGCUGCAGAGCUUCCCGCUCCCCUCGGUCCUCGCGCCGCCGCUGCUGCUGUUGCUGAUUGGGCUCUGCAGCGGCACAAGUUUCCCAAGUAACAUCAACAUUGGAGGCCUUUUCCCCACCGGCUCACAUGAGUAUGAGGUGUUUCGUUUCGCCUUGGCGCAGCAUCAGGACGUCCCGAAACUGGUGCCACAAGUGGACAUGGUGGACACAGGGAGCAGCUUUGCCAUGACCUACGCCUUCUGCUCCCAGUUCUCCAAAGGUGUGUACGCUAUCAUGGGCCUGUACGACCGGCGGACGGUCAACAUGCUGAUGUCCUUCUGCAGCUCUCUGCACGUGUGCUUUGUCACGCCGUCCUUCCCCGUCCAGACCAACAACCAGUUUGUUCUGCAGCUGAGACCCCAGCUGCAGGAGCCUCUCAUGGCCCUGCUGGAGCACUUCUACUGGACCAGGUUCGUCUACAUGUACAGCUCCGACUCAGGUCUGGCGGUGCUGCAGAGGAUCCUGGACACGGCGGCAGAGCACAGCUGGCAGGUCACCUCCGUUAACUUGGACACUCUGACGGAGAUGGCCUUCGUCAAGCUGCUGGCAGACCUCGACUACAAGAAGGACUUCCAGAUCAUUAUCGACUGUGAACUAGAACGCCUCAACUCCAUCCUCAACCUGAUUGCUGCUCAGAAGAGAAACUUGAAGAACUAUCAUUACAUCCUGGCCAAUCUGGGCUUCAUGGACCUGAAUAUCACAGAGUUUCAGAAACUUGGACCGAAUGUGACGGGCUUCCAGCUGAUCAACCAGUCCGAUCCAGCUGUGAUGAAGAUCAACCAGGACUGGCAGGACUUUGACAGCAAAGACCUCAAACUGACCCGCAAGAAGCUCAAGUACACAGGAGCUCUGACCUACGAUGGCGUCAACGUCAUGGCGAGGGCUUUCCAGAACCUGCGGCGCCAGCGGAUCGACAUCUCUCGCCGUGGCAACGCAGGGGAGUGUCUGGCCAACCCGCCUGCUCCUUGGGGACAAGGCAUCGACAUCCAGAGAGCCCUGCAGCAGGUGCUUCUGAAGGGGCUAACGGGCCACGUCCAGUUUGACGAACGAGGACAUCGCACCAACUACACUCUGACUGUGAUGGAGCUGAGCCACCUCGGACCCAGGAAGAUUGGCUACUGGAACGAGAAGACGGGCUACGUGAACACAGCUGUCUACAGGCCAGUGCAGGAGGAGUUCUUUGGUCUGUUAAACAGAACCUACGUAGUCACGACCAUACUGGAAGCGCCCUACAUGAUGCUGAAGAAGAACCACGAGCAGCUGGUGGGAAACGACAAAUACGAAGGUUACUGCGCCGAACUCGCCUCUGAGAUCGCUAAACACGUUGGCUUCACGUACCGGCUUGAGCUGGUGGGCGAUGGCAAGUAUGGCGCCAGAGAACCUGAAACUAAGAUGUGGAACGGCAUGGUGGGAGAACUGGUGUAUGGGAAAGCCGACAUGGCGGUCGCCCCGCUGACCAUCACGCUGGUACGAGAGCAGGUGAUCGACUUCACCAAACCCUUCAUGUCUCUGGGAAUCUCCAUCAUGAUCAAGAAACCCACCAAGUCCAAGCCGGGCGUCUUCUCUUUCCUCGACCCGCUGGCCUACGAGAUAUGGAUGUGCAUUGUGUUUGCCUACAUCGGUGUCAGCGUGGUGCUCUUCCUGGUGAGUCGUUUCAGUCCUUAUGAGUGGAAGGGUGAAGACUCUGAUGAUGAAGAUGAAACUGCCCCCUCUUCUUCCAGAAGAGCUCCGCCCAUUUCUUCCUCUGAACUUCCUCAUUCCCAAGGGCUGUCUCCAUCUCAGAACCAGAACCAGCAGAAGGACAAAGACAACCCAGAGUACACCAAUGAUUUUGGGAUCUUUAAUUCUCUCUGGUUCUCUCUCGGGGCCUUCAUGCAACAGGGCUGUGACAUCUCCCCCAGGUCUCUCUCAGGUCGAAUUGUGGGAGGAGUUUGGUGGUUUUUCACCCUCAUCAUCAUCUCCUCAUACACAGCCAACUUGGCAGCCUUCCUCACAGUGGAGAGGAUGGUUUCCCCAAUAGAGAGCGCAGAGGAUCUAGCCAAGCAGACAGAGAUCGCCUAUGGGACGCUGGACGGUGGCUCCACCAAAGAGUUCUUCAGGCGGUCAAAGAUUGCUGUGUUCGAGAAGAUGUGGUCAUACAUGCGCAGUGCAGACCCAUCAGUGUUUGUGAAAAACACCAAUGAGGGAGUGAUACGAGUCAGGAAGUCAAAGGGGAAGUACGCUUACCUGCUGGAGUCCGCCAUGAAUGAGUACAUCGAGCAGAGGAAGCCCUGCGACACCAUGAAAGUAGGAGGUAACCUGGAUUCUAAAGGCUACGGAGUGGCCACGCCCAAAGGAUCGCCCCUCAGAAACCCUGUUAACUUGGCAGUGUUAAAACUGAACGAGCAGGGCCUGUUGGACAAAUUGAAAAACAGAUGGUGGUAUGACAAGGGAGAAUGCGGCAUCGGGGGAGGGGACUCCAAGGACAAGACGAGCGCGCUCAGUCUGAGCAAUGUGGCGGGGGUCUUUUACAUUCUGAUUGGUGGGCUAGGCCUGGCCAUGCUGGUUGCACUGGUCGAGUUCUGCUACAAGUCUCGGAUCGAGUCCAGGAGGAUGAAGGAGCUUAUUGAUGCCGCCAUGAUGAGCACCAGCCUUGGCGGGAUGGCAGCGGGAGGAGGCGUAGUCGUGGCAGGCGGUCUGGGCGGAGGACCAUCAGGACUCGGAGGCGAGAAUGGCCGCUUGAUGGCACACGAUUUCCCAAAAGCUGGAGCUCAAGGUUUACCCUGCAUGAGCAAGGCAGCUGGGCUAGGAAUGUCCUCCACAGGCAUGUGAUCUGAACCAAGACUCCUGAUUGGAUAGGACACUCACUGUCUAUUGGUGAGGUGAGCAGAGGAAAGAGACUUAGAAAAAGAUGGUUGUCAGGUGGACAGACAGGAGAGUGUUCAUGUUCACCUUGCCAAAUGCAAAUGAACUCUAAUGAACAGAGAGUAUCUGAACACAAUACCUGCUGCUGUGAGAUGAGCAGCUGAUGUGGGACUACUUUUUUCUAUGAGUGCUGUCUUAAACUGAUCUCCUCCUAUUCUGCAGUAACAGGACUGGAGGCGGAGGGACUUUUUUUACAGCUUCUUAGACUCAAUCAACACAGCAUCUUUUCUUCCCCUUCACUCCUCCUCUUCCUCAGUUUCAGCUCAAACACGGAGCUGAAACAGCUCAAACACUGCUUCAUCCUUUUCACAUUAAAUGCCACUUUCAUGAGGGGCUGUGAGACCUUCGAGCAUAGGAACAUCCUAAACUUUUUUUUUAAUUUUUUUACUUUGAAGCACAAAUUAAAAUUUGUGUUGGUGAUGAAAAGCCUGAUUAGUGAGUUGUCUCCAUGACAACAACGAUAAUACAGUUUACAUAUGGAGACAGACGUGUCACAUGGUUGAUUUGGUGCCAUUUUGUAUGUUUAUAUGGACACGGGUAAGCCAGAUAUGAUCAGGUCUUAGAAAUGUUUGAACAUCACAUGCUGGAAGAUGCAAACAAAUCCAACAAGAGCUGCAGAAAUUUCCUGUCCUCACUCAGCUCUUCAGUUACAAUAUGCUCAAGGAUUAGUGAAGAAUUUUUGUCCAGUGGUGUCAAAACAAGAGCUUUUCUACAUAUAUUCUUGCAUGGUGUCAGGCUGACUUUCACAGUUCCAGUUUUAUCAUGGCUAUCUUUCUCAUACAUGAUGACUUACCCUGAAACUUUGUUCCAAACAAAAUCUGAAUAAAACAUAGAGUCACUUUG
This is a messenger RNA of Melanotaenia boesemani (Boeseman's rainbowfish), 4008 nucleotides long. Its product is annotated as glutamate receptor 1-like. Gene Ontology annotation, molecular function: AMPA glutamate receptor activity; transmitter-gated monoatomic ion channel activity involved in regulation of postsynaptic membrane potential. The record is from RefSeq and is a predicted model, not a curated record. NCBI's taxonomy places the organism in Eukaryota, Metazoa, Chordata, Actinopteri, Atheriniformes, Melanotaeniidae. Gene Ontology annotation, biological process: synaptic transmission, glutamatergic; modulation of chemical synaptic transmission. Bases 220 to 3072 code for a protein of 950 amino acids. The transcript has 18 exons. Gene Ontology annotation, cellular component: dendritic spine; AMPA glutamate receptor complex; postsynaptic membrane.